AUGGAUGAAAACUAUGAUGAGAGGAGGAAGGACGGUAAUAUCGAGGACUUCGCGAUUGAAAUGAAAAAGAGGCUUUAUACAGAUGUUACUAGUGCAGCCACAGAUGUGUUCCAAAAUGUUGAUGUCGUUAGCGGCACAAUUCAACAAAAUAUCACCGCCGUCCAACAGCUUUGCAAUGGGCUCGCAGAUGCGCUCGAUAAAGAACUACAUGGUGGAGCACAAGGAACAGUCAAGCGUGUAAAGGAUGAGGCGUUGCAGAAGGGAGGACUCGUUUCCGGUAUUAAAAACUGCAUCUGCGACUGUGGUAAUUGCAAAAACCAAGACUGUGGCAAAAAAGCCGCCGCGGAAUUGAUAAUGUGCGCGCUCACCUCUACAGUGCGACAGGUCGGCAACGAGCUUUAUUCUGUAUUUCUCUACGGCGACAGGAUUCACAAGGACAGCGGAAGGAGCAUCGCAGCCAUCUUGGACCAUAUUACGCCUAUUGCUAAGAAACUUGACGGUGAACUUCAAGCGGCAACUAAAACACCACCAGGCCAACCCUUUCCUACGACCCCCGAUGCUGGCACAGCCCAAGCCGUUGACAAGAAGUUGGAGGCAGUGAGGGAUGAGGUUAUUGGACUUGUAGGGAAAUUUAAUUCGCAAGUCAAACAACCACUCGCCCUAGAGGUAGAAAAGCUUGGACCAGCCGUUGACCAGUUCAACUCCAACGCCGAAACUCAGAUCAGGGCUGCGGCCAGGACGGCGAUUACAGCGGCGGCUGAGCAGAUUAGUAACAGUGCUGAUGUAAGUGACAGUGACAUGAAGAAGCUGAUGACCAAUUUCAGCGGUCAGUUCUCUAAGAUCACUGAUCAAAAUGAUGGCCUCCAACCACAACUUCAAGGUCUGCUUAAUGAUCACAUUGGGCAGGAUGAUCCGCCAAGUCCGUCAGGUGGUAUAGCUGAGAAAGUCAAGAUUACUGACAAAAGCUUUCCGCUCUACAAUGGUCACGUUAAACAAGAAAAUCCGAAUCUUAAGAAAGGUCAGCUAGAAGGCAUUCAAGGCGAAGGCCAACUUCCACUGGCGAUCGGUAACAUCAAGACUGUGGGUCUAGCGGCGCUUAGUAUCAUUGAAAAGAAUGGCGGUUCCAAUCAAAUUGAUAAAGAUACUUUCAUCGGUCCGUUCACCGAAAUUACGAAACAGCUUGGAGAAAUCAGGAAAUUGGUUGCUGCUGAUGGCAUCCUUGGCAAGGGAGAUAGAGGCGUAAAAAAUCUUUUAGCUGAACUUCAAAAUGGGCUUCAACUAGGAACGUUGGACGGCGCAGCUGAAAAAGGCCUUGAGCAAAUCACAAAAGCUAUUAGUCUUCUGCAAACCGGCAACUUUAGAAGCGGACCCGAAGCAAUCGACACAGCCGUCAAAGCAAUUAAGGCGCAGCUUGGAAAGCUUAGAGAGAAGUUGCAAAAUCCUAAAGGCCAAAAAGAAGAUGUUAUUUUGACAUUGAAAGAUUUACAAAACGAGGGCCUUGGUAAGGGUGCUUGGAAUGGUAAAACAGUCAGCGGUCUCGGUAAAAUCCAAGAUGAGCUUAAAGGUCAACUGGCUAUAUUGGCCAAGCAACCCGGAGAAAUUACCGCGGCCAUAAAGACAAUAGUGAUGGAAAUCGGAACUCUCGGAUACAGGUUGAAUAAUAUCUUUAAUACAACAGACCUGGUUGACACAUUGCGGUCGUUGCAGAGGAAGAUUGGGAAGACGGGGAGAUAUAAAUAUAAAGAUAAUCUCCUGAAAAUUUAUGAUGUAAUUAAGGACCUUCAUGACAAUCCGUUAAAAACACAUCCCCAGACCAUAGACGGAGCCAAGCAACAAAUUGCAGAUGAACUCACUGCCCUUCAAGGUGAGUUGCAAGGCUCCAAGCCAGGCAAGGAUGUCAUAAAGUCACUGGAGGAUUUGCAGAGCAAUGGACUAACUGAGAAAGAUUGGAAACCAAAUAACAGUAAUAAUAAUAAAGGCCUCGCAAAAAUUAAUAGUGAACUUCAAGGUCAACAAAAGACGUUGACCACACAGCCCGGCGCAAUCGGCGGUGGCGUCGACCAGAUCACCAAGGAGCUUGACGAUCUCAGACAGCAGUUGAACACUGAAGUCACCGUGAAGCUGCAGAAGCUGAGAGAGCAUGGCCUUGAAAAAGGUGAUACAGAGUGGAGUGAAGGUAACAAUAUCAAUGGCCUCGUCAAGAUCAGGAAUUAA
Messenger RNA from Babesia ovata, 2214 nucleotides. Its product is annotated as Extracellular matrix-binding ebh, putative. The record is from RefSeq and is a predicted model, not a curated record. The transcript has a single exon. NCBI's taxonomy places the organism in Eukaryota, Apicomplexa, Aconoidasida, Piroplasmida, Babesiidae. Bases 1 to 2214 code for a protein of 737 amino acids.